Messenger RNA from Salvelinus fontinalis (brook trout), 2841 nucleotides. It is a transcript of the gene afg1lb, whose product is annotated as AFG1 like ATPase b. Gene Ontology annotation, molecular function: ATP binding; ATP hydrolysis activity. Bases 20 to 1546 code for a protein of 508 amino acids. The transcript has 13 exons. The record is from RefSeq and is a predicted model, not a curated record. Lineage: Eukaryota; Metazoa; Chordata; Actinopteri; Salmoniformes; Salmonidae. Gene Ontology annotation, cellular component: cytoplasm; mitochondrion.
UUCACUCCAUUGAAUCAAGAUGGCGGCCUACACAUCGUCUUUGGCGACAAGAUGCUUAGUUAGAUAUUUAUUAAAACACACUCAAAACAACAUUUGGUUUUCCACGAGCAGCAUUGCAAAAGGCUACACAACAAGCACAUCCACAUCACCUUUGACCCCCUUGAACCAAGCCAGGUCAGACACCUCGGCGUCCACCAGAACUAUCGAGCAGCACUAUGACAGUCUCAUCCGCUGUGGCUCGCUAGUGGAGGACACUCAACAAAUAGAUGCUCUACAUCAGCUGGGGCAACUGCAGAAAACCCUGCGAGGGUAUUCCAACAGCAUCUACCUGACCCCACCCAAGCCUAAGGUGAAGGAGGAAAAAGACGGCAACGCAAAGCAACAGACAGUAAAAGACUCCAAACUGAGCAAAACUGAAGGGGAUGAUGCUCCCACAGAAGAGGAGGAGCCCCUGCCUCCCCCACCACCACCCAGAGGGUUCUAUAUCCAUGGUGAUGUUGGCACAGGGAAGACCAUGCUUAUGGAUAUGUUUUACUCUCAUGUGGAUAACGGACGUAAGAAAAGGGUCCAUUUUAACAGCUUCAUGUUGGACAUCCACAAAAGGAUCCACCGGAGGAAACAAAGCACUCCUCAACGGAGGCUGGGGAAAAUGUUCACCUAUGACCCCAUCUUGCCGGUUGCCAUGGAGAUCAGCAAUGAAACCUGUGUCUUGUGUUUUGACGAGUUUCAGGUGACUGACAUAGCUGAUGCGAUGAUUCUGAAACAGCUGUUUCAGACGUUGUUCAGGACCGGGGUAGUGGUGGUGGCCACCUCCAACAGGCCCCCUGACGAUCUGUACAAAAAUGGACUUCAGAGAGACGCCUUCCUGCCUUUCAUCAACGUGUUGAAGGAAUACUGCCAGCCCAUGGGCAUAGACUCUGGAGUUGACUACAGAAGACUGGACCUACCUUCAGCAGGGAAACUCUACUACCUCACCAGAGAGCCUGAUGCGGAGGCCUUAAUGGAUACGCUGUUUCACGAGCUUGCUGUGAGACAAAACAAUGUAAUGGGUCCCAGGGUUCUGACGGUGCAGGGCAGAGAGUUGAGACUGGAGAAAACCUGUGGAUCCAUCGCUGACUGUACCUUUAAAGAACUGUGUGAUAGACCAGUGGGUGCUAGUGACUACCUGGAGAUGGCCCAGGCGUUUGACACAGUGUUUAUCCGUCAUGUCCCCAUGCUUACCCUGACUCUGAAGGAUCAGGCACGGCGCUUCAUCACACUGAUAGACAAUUUCUAUGACAACAAGGUGAGGGUGGUGCUGUUAGCUGAUGCCCCUCUGGACAGGCUGUUUGUCCACUCUGGAGGGGAGGACGACCGUGACCGCAUGCUACUGGACGACCUGGGCCUGAGCGGGGAUGUGGGGGACCGUCUGUCUCUGUUCACAGCGGAGGAGGAGAUCUUUGCGUUCCAGAGGACCGUCUCCAGACUGACCGAGAUGCAGACAGAGAUGUACUGGACUCAGGGGGACCGCAGUAACACUACACACACACACAGAGGAUCACAGUAAAGUACCCCCAAAGACCUCACAACAAAUAAAAGGGACGGGUAACCAACAGAAACUUCUCUUUUAGACAGAAGUAUAAUAUAACCAGCAAAAAUACCUCAUAAAACACAGACAAUUGGUACAGUAGGGCUCAAUCAAUUGUAUCCCUUUAGACUGGAGUAUAACGUGACAAGCUAAAACACCUCGCAACAGACAGUCAGUCAGGGAGAUAGAGAACUUUUUUUUGUGCACAAAAGCCCGUUUUAGCAAGUAGUCAACUGGGUGGGACUUCCUAUGGGUUAGGGAAGGAUCACAUGAUUCCAUCCAGGUCACCAGGAGGGAUCAGACAAUUAAUUAUACUUGUGAGGAAACAUUUCAUAACUGCAGGUAAAUCGCCAACCUUGUAUUUAUACCUGUUCAAACAACACACUCUAGGUGGCAGUGUGCACUCUUUCAGUUUUUUUUGUCAACUCAUACAAGUAUUAGAAGAAAAUUGACUACUUAAAAAUGGAGAUACCCUCAAUGGCACUGCCCAUGCUGUCACAGAUGCCAUAAUGGGACAUACAACAAUGUGAAGUCUAUGGAGCUAACCGAUAAACACUCCAAAUUUACUGACCUAUCUCCCUCACGUACUUUAAAGGGAACUGACGGGAACAAGAGAAACCCAUUCAUGUCCCAUAUUCGUCUUCCUAAAACAUACAUGGAGAACAGAGGGAGGUAUAGCUACUUGUAAACUGGGUGGUUCGAGCCCUGAAUGCUGAUUGGCUGACAGCCGUGGUAUAUCAGACCGUAUACCAUUAGUAUGACAAAACAUGUCUUUUUAUUGCUCUAAUUACGUUGGUAACCAGUUUAUAAUAGCAAUGAGGCACCUCGGGGGUUUGUGCUAUAUUGCCAAUAUACCACAGUUAAGGCUGGUGUUCAGGCACUCCGUGUUGCAUCGUGCAUAAGAACAGUCCCUAGCCGUGGUAUAUUGGCCAUAUACCACACCCCCUCUGGCCUUAUUGCUUAAUUAGCUAAUUAAGCAAUAAGGGGGGACACAUCAUCAGUAUGCGCUGAAGGGAUGGAAAUAUGAACUGAACAAAUGUACUUCUUGGUGGAUAACUACCGCCCCCCUAUGGUUGGGUUUGAACUGUGCCACUGAAAAAAUAUAAAAUGAAGUGCUGUACAUGUAAUUACAAAAUGUAUAGAUCAAGGAAGAAAUAGCAGUGAGUAUACUUGAGGUAUGUAGCCAGCCAUCUGCCCUGUAAAAAUGCUAAAUGUAAUGUAUUUGUGCCUACUGUUUAAUAAACCAUGCAGUAGAAUCUAAAGGUGAAAAUAAA